UCACAGGACAGAAAGAAGGAGGGAAGGGUGGAGAGUAGACAGAAAGAGAGAUACUGCCUCCCAUUGUGCCUCCUAAGAGAAAGGAGGACAAGUUGAGAGGAAAGUUAGGAACAGAGAGGAUACAAAAACGCGAGACGGAGAGAUAUUUGGACCCCGGAUUUAAGUUUCAGACUUUGUGGAGAUGAAGCUUCUCCUCAGAGCUCUGAGUGCUCUGCUCUGCUGCUUGCUGUGCUCCUCACAAACACUGGAUCCUGCUGGGAGGAACGUCUGCCACAAUAUCAGGGACCCCUCCACCCUAGUCUGUUGCAAUGGAUGGCGUCAAGACGGAGAUGAGUGCACCAUACCUGUGUGUGAGGGUGAGCAGGCCUGCCUGAAAGGGGAGAUUUGUGUGUAUCCCGGAGUGUGUCGCUGCCCACCUGGCUUCUACGGAGCUCACUGUAAAACAAGCUGUCCUCCUGAGUUCUGGGCUUCAGACUGUCGACAGGUGUGUCAGUGCCACCCACACGGUCGCUGUCACCCCGUCACCGGUGAGUGCACUUGCAACCCCAACCGCUGGGGUCUGCUGUGUCAGUACACCUGCAAGUGCUCCCGACAUGGCCACUGCCAUCCCGUCCAUGGAAACUGCACCUGUGACGAGGGCUGGUGGACGCCAACUUGCUCAAAGCCGUGCCAGUGCGUCAGCGGGGGGUCUACGGGCCCGGGCUGCGACCAGCUAACAGGCCGCUGUCAGUGCAAUAGAGGCCACUGGGGACUGAAAUGCCCCGUUCCUUGUAACUGCUACAUGUCACCAUGUAACCAGCGCAGCGGUGUGUGUGAGUGCGAGGCAGGGUGGUGGGGACCCAGCUGUGACCGGCGAUGUAUAUGUGACCUCACACACAGCAGCUGUGACCUAGCUAACGGGCAGUGCUUGUGCCACCCGGGGUUUCACGGGGACUUCUGCAACCAGCCCUGUGACGCUGGGAAAUACGGCAGUGGCUGUCUAAGGAAUUGUGGUUACUGUAAAGACAACCAGCCCUGCUCUGCCACUGAUGGCGCCUGUGAAGCCUGCGAGCCCGGCUGGAACGGUACGAGAUGUGACCACCCGUGCCCGUCUGGUUCUUAUGGUGCCGGCUGCCAGGAGAAGUGUCCACGCUGCAGGAAUAACGAACCCUGUGACCCAAAAACUGGGAAAUGUUGGAGGUGUGACCCUGGAUGGACUGGACCCAGGUGUGAGGAGGCCUGCUCUAACGGGAUGUUUGGAGAUGCCUGCAGCUUCCUGUGCAGCCCUUGUUUCCAUGGUAACUGCCACUAUGUGACGGGAAGAUGUAUGUGCCAGCCAGGCUUUCAGGGAGAGAGCUGUAACAGCAGCUGCCCCGCCCUGCAGUUUGGCCUCAACUGUUCCUUCACAUGUGACUGUGGAGAGGGGGUCAGCUGUGACCCAGUCACUGGUGUCUGUCCCAACAGUGGCAGAGCAGCUGUACUGGCUGGUGUGCUGGUUCCUUUGCUCCUGUUGCUCCUUGCUGUGCUCUUCUGCUGUUUGUGUUGUGGAGGAGGACCAGUUGAUGGCAAAGACAGAGCGGCGGUUGCUGAUGGAGGCUUAUCAGUUCGGAUGAAAUAUCAUGUCUACAGCGUCCUGGCUAACAUCGGUGCUGCCCUCCCCUGUAUUUCUAAUUGGUCCUCUGGCCUGCCUCGAGUCACUGUAUCUCACCAUGAUCCAGAGCUGACGUUCAACCACAGCUUCAUUGAGCCUCCUUCCUCUGGCUGGGUGACUGAGGGCUCGUCCUUUGACAGUGAUGAGGAGGAGGGAGAGGCGCUCUACUGUGUCCCUCCGAGAGAAGACAUCCCUGCGGUGGCGGGCGGUGAGUUCCAGGAGAUGAGCUCCAAGUGUAACAUGUUUUUAGACCCGUCGGGCUUCAGCAGUGAGGACAUCACCUCGCCCUUCAACAUCCCUCGCACCUCCAGCAACGCCAAGUCCAAGCGGCCGUCUGUGUCUUUUGCAGAGGGCACCCGUUUUAGCCCCAAGGAGAGGCGUGGCUCAGCUCAGGACCCCGGCGCUCUCCCAGGACACACACGCAACAAACCCAAGUCACCUUGGGGGGUUUUGAUGCUGUCUGCGCUCCAAAGUCCAGGGAGUGCUGCUAGAACUGGGGAAGAAGAUAGAGCUGAGGGCGAGGAGGAGAAAGACAAAGUGGAUGAGCAGCCAACAGACAAUCAAGAGUCAAACUGUGAGGCAGGGGACCAGGAAGUAGACAGAACCCCUUCUCGGGCCACCCUGCAGGUCCCUGGGGCAUCAGGACGAAGACGGACUAUGUCCAACACAGCUGCUCAUAAAGGGACGCAGCCGACAUCAGCCUCUGAUGCUCAGGUCUUAAAUAAGGUCACCACUGUGUACGUAACGGUGGGUAAGGCAGGUAGGCCCAUGUCGAAGACAGAGACGAGCUCUGAAGGCCCCGUUCAGGCCAUGCUGCGACGACUCGGCAGCCUCCAGAGACAAAAAGAGGAGUCUGGCAGGUCCAAGUCGAAAACAGCUGAAGGGAUUACCAAACCACCGAGGAGGAAGCUCGGCGCUCGAGCGAGCGUGUGGGAGCAGGGAGGGCCGCCUGCAGGGGAGGUCGGCAUCUGUAAGCCAAUCCGGAGAAAGCAUGCUUCUGACACGGCUGGUGCUAAUGACACUCCGUCAUCAGAGAGCGGCACUCCAAAAAGGCCUCUGUCGUCCAUUUUGAAGAGCGUGCCAGAGGUGAAUUCAGCUGACUCUGGGUCAGAUCUGAGGUCUGAGGGUGGUGAUACCAGCACAGGAAAAACUGAGGGGACCUACCUGACUGUGGGACCAGCAGGAGACGCCGUGAGUCUCACUGAGGUCAUCGCCAAUGAAGGCGCAGUGGCCAGUGUGAGUGAUGAACCCUGCUAUGAGAAUGUCAUGAUUAAACACACAUAACCUUUGAGAAACAGCACGUCAGCAGGUCUGAUCCGAACACAACUGCAUGUUUAUUACUCUGCAGUCAUUAAGUUACAGCCACAAAGGGAAAACUCUGUUAUUUGUUUCACAUUUAUGCACCAGUAAAGCUUGCAUAUCGACAUUUACAAAGCAUUUGUUAUUUCAAAAAGUACCUUUACCUUUAGCCUAAAGUCUACAGAAUAUAGAUAAAAACACAAGAAAUUUAUAUUCAGGGUUCCUACACAUUUUCCAAUUAAAAAUUUGAUACUAUUCCAUACUUAAAUUUCCAGACUUCUUGGUAGCUUUUUCAGACCAUAUUUGACAUGUUAAUACAAAUAGCCAGCCCUAAAACAAACUUGCUUUUAUCUACUGUGGCCUUUUGAUAACAUUACACAGUCAAACGUCUCUGCCAGAGAGGAAGUAAACUAACCAGUGAUGCAUAUACACAUAUUAUUUUCCCCUCAACAUAUUAAAUGAAUAUUGUUUAUUCGUGUUUAGUUUCUUUUAUAAUUAAGAAGAAAUAAAGAGUUGAGAAAAGUUACAUAAUUUAAUUUUCACAGCAUCAGUGGAGCCUUCUUUAUUCACUGUGUUCACUGAAAUGACGAUUAAUGCAGCCAUAAAGGUCUAAACUCCUAAAUGUUCAGACAAGCUUAAUAUUUGGUUAUUUGUUAUGUAAUGUAUAUUAUUUAAAGCUAUUGCUGCAUUGUCUUUUUAAACUAAUUUGGUUGCAGAUGUCCAGAUUUGGUUUAGUUAUAAGACACUGUUGGCGGUGCUGUGAUCAGUAGCUGCAGAGGCAGCUCUGUGUAGGAGUGUGUGUUCUGUUGCAGCCACGCUUCUUGCCUUGCUUUUGACAACAUCAUUACUCUGUCCUGUACUGUCUCACACAGAGGUAAACAUUUUGGCUGCGCUGGCUACCUGCUCCAAAAAGAACUCUGUUUGUAUGAUCAGUUUAGCUUUAGUAAUUCUGAAUUUUAUAUUUUAGAAAAGAGAGAAAAGAAUAGAAGCAAUAAUCAAAAAACAAAAACAUUUUUUCCAUACUCUCUUUUCUGUGUCCAUAAUUAUGCAUAAUAACUUAAAUCAAAUUCCAUACUCUUCUAUACUCUGUAGGAAACCUGGAUAUUUUACAUUGAAAGAUAAAAAAAAACCCCUACAGAAUAACAAGUGGUAUUUUGUCAAUUUCUCCUAACAAUACCAUUGAUUGCAUUCGGUAACUUUUCUGUAGUUUUGCAUGAAUAUAAGCAAUAAUUGUAUUUAUUUCCUCUAGUUAUGCAUGUUGUAUUAACUGUAUACAUAUUGUCCUGUAAUACAGAAUGUACCAAAGUACUGUAAUAUCUGGGCCUGUGUCUGCUUCUACUCGGAAGAGAUAAACAGACAUAAAGCCUGGAGA
Messenger RNA from Plectropomus leopardus (leopard coralgrouper), 4301 nucleotides. It is a transcript of the gene scarf1, whose product is annotated as scavenger receptor class F, member 1. Gene Ontology annotation, biological process: dendrite development; neuron remodeling; heterophilic cell-cell adhesion. The record is from RefSeq and is a predicted model, not a curated record. Gene Ontology annotation, molecular function: scavenger receptor activity; low-density lipoprotein particle binding. Gene Ontology annotation, cellular component: membrane. NCBI's taxonomy places the organism in Eukaryota, Metazoa, Chordata, Actinopteri, Perciformes, Serranidae.